CUAACAACAAGCAAACGCUUCUUAGCAACCACCUCAAUAAACAGCAGCCCGAUGGAUGAGACUGUGAAACCCCUGAGGAUUCCUCCCCAGAUGUCCGUCUACGCUGACAAACACAACAUCUUCCACCUGGAGCAGAGCAUGCUGUCCAGUCUGGUAAUUGAUCAGCCUGAAGAUCCAAUCAGUUACCUGAUCAGUCUGCUGAGGAGAAGCAACGUGGACAUUCCCAGGGUCCUGCUGCUCGGUCCUCCUGCUGUUGGGAAGCAAACAGUGGCCAAAAAGCUGAGUGCUGAGCUGAGAGCUGUCCAAGUGACCACAGACAGUUUACUAGAGGGCCAAUCAGAGCUGAGUCUACAGGCACGCCAAUACACACUCAAAGAGCAGGAGCUUCCUGCUGAGCUGCUGGUCAGACUGAUCCAACAGAGACUGAAUGAGAUUGACUGCUUCAACAGGGGCUGGGUGUUGGUGGGGGUCCCUCAGACUCGUCUGCAGGCUUUAAGUCUACAGCAGGCCGGAGUCAUCCCUGAACAUGUUGUGGUGUUGGAAGCUCCUGAUGAUGUGUUGUUGGAGAGGAGUCGGGGGAAACUGGUCGACCCACUGACAGGAGACAUUUACCAUCGGACCUUCAUCUGGCCGGUCGACGACACCGUCGCUCAGCGUCUGGAGGAGGCCCGGAUCCCGUCAGAGACACAACUAUUAGCUGAGCUGCAGCGUUACCGCUGUGAAGGCACAGGGCUGAACUCAGCCUAUCAGCACGUCCUGAAGAUUAUCAACGCUGACCAACCACACGCUGACAUCUACCAACAAGUGCUGGCUUUUGUCCGGACUCGUCGUCGCUCAAUAACUCCCAGAAUCCUCCUGUUGGGUCCACCUGGGUCGGGGAAAAGUCACCAGGCCAGACUGCUGUCAAAGAAAUACAAGAUGGUGGAUGUGUGUGUGGGUCAGCUGUUGAGGUCUGUGGCUGAUGGUUGUUCAGCUCUGGGAGAAGAACAAUCAUAACUGGAUGAUGGGAGACCAGUUCCAGACUCCAUGGUGCUGCAGGUUCUGGAGGAACGUCUGAGCCGAGUGGACUGCAGCUGCAGCGGCUGGAUCCUUCACGGCUUCCCCCACGACCUGCAGCAAGCCAAGAGCCUGCAGGAGUCCCUGCAGCCCAACAGAGUUUUCUUCCUGGAGUUGACAGAUGAUGUUUGUCUGGAGAGAAUCACUCUCAGAGCUACAGAUCCAGUCAGUGGAGAGAGGUUCCACGCUAUGACUCGACCGGCUCCGAGCUCUGAGGUCACAGACAGACUGAAGACCAGACCUGAGGACAGCACAGACACUGUAACACACAAACUGAGUCAGUACAGGAUACAUUCUGCUGUCCUGCAGGCUGUAUAUCCAGAUGCAUGUCAUAUUGAUGCUGAUCAGGAUCCUCACUCUGUGUUUGAGGCUCUGGAGAGCAGACUGACAGCUUACUGACAGUGGAGACACCAGAAGACACAUAGUUUUGGGAGACAGGAAGUGGAGUGACUGCUAUUAUUCUUCUCUAAAUCUUCCCUUCAUCUUUUUGUAAAUGUUCUUGGUUUGUUUUAAUACAAAUACAAAGUUUUUUACUUUCA
This is a messenger RNA of Etheostoma spectabile (orangethroat darter), 1595 nucleotides long. RefSeq names its product adenylate kinase 8 (gene ak8). Gene Ontology annotation, molecular function: ATP binding; nucleobase-containing compound kinase activity. Gene Ontology annotation, biological process: nucleobase-containing compound metabolic process. NCBI's taxonomy places the organism in Eukaryota, Metazoa, Chordata, Actinopteri, Perciformes, Percidae. The record is from RefSeq and is a predicted model, not a curated record.